CCGUACAGACCGGAAAAGAAGAGCAGCGUUAUCUCGAUUAUUGUACGACGGUUCGCGGUUAUUUGUACAACGGCCUGAUUACAGAUGUCGGACUGGGAGGAUGAGUAUGACAGGGACGGCGUUGCAAUUGAGAAGCCUGCCCCGAAACCUACCACACAUUCCUCUUGCUUACCUAGAAAUGACCGACAGAGAGGAGGAAGUGUUUCUUUUGGAGUAAAAUGUGGCAAACCCGCAUUUGGAGAGUUCAAGGAGCGGAAAGGUGACCGCGGCAGGGAUGGAUACGAGUUCAGGAAUCGGAGAGGACUAGUUCACGGAGGUCUUCAGGCUGAUAAGUCGGAGUCUUCUGCUGUCACAAUCACAGUGGAAAGUUCCUCUAUCGGAAGGGUGAUAGGUCGAGGCGGAGCAAAAAUUCGUGAACUUGAGGAGAACAGUGGAGCAAAAAUCAAGAUAAACAAAGGCGAUUAUGAUGGAGAAGUGGUCAUUUUUGGAUCCUCAGCUGCUCAGCAAAAGGCCAAAGAGAUGAUCGAAGACUUGGUAGCAAGUGGCGACUCUCGAUUUAGCAGUCAUGGUGGUAGAGGAGCAUACUCUGAUGCAGGAGGUUAUGGAGAAAGGUUCUGCGGAAAAGCAGAUCAAGGACCAAGCAAUGACUCUGUCUGGUCCAAAGCAGCUUUAGAGGCCUCAAAAGUUGCUCCGUCUCCACCAUCCAUAGACUGGAAUGCUGUCCGGGAGAACAGGAAGAUCUACGCAGAGCUCAAGUGGAAAGACCUACCACCCAUUAAGAAGAACUUUUACACUGAAGCAGAAAGUGUGUCCGUGCUCUCUCCUGAGGAAGUCAGUGAGUGGAGGAAGGAAAACAACAAUAUCUUUGUGGAUGACUUGAAGGAGGAGGGGCCGAAGCGUCCCAUUCCUAGUCCCUGUCGCACAUUUCUGGAGGCCUUUGAGCUUUUCCCAGAGAUCAUGGAAAACAUUGAACAAGUUGGCUUUGCCAAGCCAACCCCUAUCCAGUCUCAGGCAUGGCCGGUAAUCCUCAUUGGGGAGGACCUGAUAGCGAUAGCUCAAACAGGAACGGGGAAAACUCUGGCUUACCUGCUGCCAGGGUUCAUCCACAUGGACGGGCAGCCUGUACCGAGAUCUGAGCAGGACGGUCCAGGCAUGUUGGUGCUGACUCCCACUAGAGAGCUGGCCCUCCAGAUUGAAGCGGAGUGCAGCAAGUACCAGUACAAGGGAUACAAAAGUAUUUGUAUUUAUGGAGGAGGUGACAGGAGAGGCCAGAUCAACCUGGUUCGGAGCGGCGUGGAUAUUGUGAUCGCUACUCCAGGACGUCUGAACGAUUUACAGAUGAAUGACCUCAUCAAUCUUCGCUCCAUCACUUAUGUGGUGUUGGAUGAGGCUGACCGCAUGCUGGAUAUGGGCUUCGAACCCCAGAUCCUGAAGAUUCUUCUGGAUGUACGUCCGGACCGACAGACUGUUAUGACCAGCGCCACUUGGCCCACAGGUGUGAGAAGACUGGCCAAAUCCUACCUGAAGAAUCCCAUGAUGGUUUACGUGGGCACCCUGGACCUGGCUGCUGUCGGCACGGUGCAGCAAAAACUGCUUAUUGUUCAGGAAGAGGAGAAAAAGUCCUAUCUGUUUGACUUCAUAAGAAGCAUGCAGCCCCACGAUAAAGUCCUGGUCUUUGUGGGCAAGAAGCUCUUAGCUGAUGAUCUAUCAAGUGACAUUGCUCUGCAAGGCAUCGCUGUGCAGUGUCUCCAUGGUGACCGUGAGCAGAGUUCCCGUGAAGAGGCACUUGCUGAUUUUAAAGAGAGCAGGGUUCGCAUCCUAGUCGCCACAGACCUGGCUUCUCGAGGGUUGGACGUCCAUGACAUCACACAUGUCUUUAACUAUGACUUCCCACGGAACAUAGAGGAGUAUGUCCAUCGUGUGGGUCGUACAGGCCGAGCAGGGCGAACAGGUGCUGCCAUUACUCUCUUAACCAGAGAAAACUGGAGGAUGGCCCCAGAGCUGAUUCCCAUCUUGGAGCGAGCAGAACAAGAAGUCCCUGAGGAGCUGGUGCUCAUGGCAGAAAGGUAUGAGAAACACAAGAGGGAGAGGGAUUUGAAUAACCCAAGAGGAGGAGGAAGAGGAGGAGGAUGGGGAAGGAGAGGUGGCAGAGACCGAGACUGGGGAUUCUAAUACAUUCAUGCAGCAGACAAGGAGUAGACCGAGUGAACCUGUAUAUCUGUAACUGACAGGAGUUUCUUUUGGAUCUGUGUAUAUAUAUUUCUUUUGGAUUAUAUUUGGCUGUAUUUCAUUGUUGCUUAUUUUUGAGAUACACAAUUGUUUUAAAAAUGUUUAAAUGUUCAGGAGACUAGUUCUACGCCUUUUAGUGUGUUCUGUGUGCCCCCUCCACCACAUUUAUGUUACAUAUUCAAUUUUGUGUUCAUUGUUUGAUUUGGGGUUGGAAAACACCCAAAUAAAAUGGUAUUCUACAAAGAUGUCA
Nothobranchius furzeri (turquoise killifish) is the source of this 2479-nucleotide messenger RNA. RefSeq names its product DEAD (Asp-Glu-Ala-Asp) box polypeptide 43 (gene ddx43). The record is from RefSeq and is a predicted model, not a curated record. Gene Ontology annotation, molecular function: RNA binding; ATP binding; RNA helicase activity. NCBI's taxonomy places the organism in Eukaryota, Metazoa, Chordata, Actinopteri, Cyprinodontiformes, Nothobranchiidae.